Messenger RNA from Ambispora leptoticha, 852 nucleotides. The record is from the annotation of a GenBank genome assembly. NCBI's taxonomy places the organism in Eukaryota, Fungi, Glomeromycota, Glomeromycetes, Archaeosporales, Ambisporaceae.
AUGGAAACGAAACUGACUGAAAAUAACAAAAAGUUGGAAGAAAAGAUUAUUGACUAUUUAGAAAAGAUAGAAAAAAAUCAACUUGCUCGAAAAUUAGUAACUAAAAACAAAAAUUUGUUACUAGCAAGCAAACAGGAAUACGAUGAAACAAAUAAGAGCCAAAAAGAGUAUCAAGAAUUUAUUUUAGAGUUAAAUGAAGAAGAAAAAAGGGACCUUUUUACUGAAAUUAAAAAGUUAGAAUUAAAAAAAGUUAGAAUUAUCGAAAAAAUCAAAGAGCAAAUAAUGGAAGAAGAAGGAACUAAACAAAACGUGGCUAUCGAAAUUCGUCCUGGAACUGGAGGAACCGAAGCAGGAUUGUUUGCACGUGACCUUUAUCUAGAUCACGCCGGAAACUUCACUUUUGUUUCUUUCUUGGUAAAGGGAGAUAAAGUUUUUAAUCAUUUAAAAAAUGAAGCCGGUGUUCACCGGGUACAAAGGGUUCCCCAAACCGAAAGUAAAGGAAGAAUACAUACCUCAACAGCAACAGUAGUUAUCUUACCUGAAGUUCAAGAUGUUGUUUUAAAUAUUCGAACACAAGAUUUGAGAAUUGAUACUUACCGCUCCAGCGGAGCAGGAGGUCAGCAUGUUAAUACUACUGAUUCAGCAGUACGAAUCACUCACUUGCCGACUGGAAUUAUUGCCACUUCCCAAGAUGGUCGUAGCCAGCAUGACAAUAAAGAAAAAGCUUUUUUUAUCCUGAAAAGUCGUUUGCUGAAAAAAUUACAGUCCGAACAAAAAAAACAAGCAGGCAAUUUGCGCUCAGCAGUGAUUGGUACAGCCGAAAGGGCAGAAAAGAUUCGCACCUACAACUGA